GGGCGGGCCACUCAGGCUGCGCCUAGCCCUGAGAUGCGGGUCAGGGCUGCCGUCCUGCGCAGCUGCGCAGAGUGACGCUGGGGUGCACAGCCUCUGAGCAGAUGCAUUUCAGUACCUCUCUGUUGGGGUGUUUUUCCAGAACCCCCAGCCUCACAAAUGAGAAAAGACUUUCCUGAAGGCAUCUAGAGCUCUUCACUCCUGGAGUGAAUCUGGAACUGUGGAGGAUGGAGUCCUUAGACCGGAGAAGAACUGGCUCUGAGCAAGAGGAGGGCUUUGGGGUGGAGGCCAGGAGGGCCGCUGAUCUGGGCAUGGUCCCCAAUCUCCGGCGAAGCAAUAGCAGCCUUCACAAGAGCAGGAGACUUCUGUGCCCCUUCAUUGAGAAGCAAGAAAACCUCAGCUCAUGGAUUCCUGAAAACAUCAAGAAGAAGGAAUGUGUGUAUUUUGUGGAAAGCUCCAAACUCUCUGAUGCAGGGAAAGUAGUGUGUGAAUGUGGUUACACCCAUGAGCAGCACUUGGAGGUGGCCAUCAAGCCUCACACUUUUCAGGGCAAGGAGUGGGACCCAAAGAAGCAUGUCCAUGAGAUGCCUACAGAUGCCUUUGGCGACAUCGUUUUCACAGGCCUGAGCCAGAAAGCAGGGAAGUAUGUCCGGGUCUCCCAGGACACGCCCUCCAGUGUCAUCUACCAACUCAUGACCCAGCACUGGGGCCUGGAUGUCCCCAACCUCCUCAUCUCAGUGACCGGCGGGGCCAAGAACUUUAACAUGAAGCUGAGGCUGAAGAGCAUCUUCCGGAGAGGCCUGGUCAAGGUGGCCCAAACUACAGGGGCCUGGAUCAUCACUGGGGGGUCCCACACGGGUGUGAUGAAGCAGGUGGGUGAGGCGGUACGGGACUUCAGCCUGAGCAGCAGUUGCAAAGAAGGAGAAGUCAUCACCAUCGGUGUAGCCACGUGGGGCACCAUCCACAACCGAGAGGGGCUGAUCCAUCCCACGGGAGGCUUCCCCGCUGAGUACAUGCUGGAUGAGGAAGGCCAAGGGAAUCUGACCUGCCUAGACAGCAAUCACUCCCACUUCAUCCUGGUAGAUGAUGGGACUCAUGGGCAAUAUGGUGUGGAGAUUCCCCUGAGGACGAAGCUGGAGAAGUUCAUAUCAGAGCAAACAAAGGAAAGAGGAGGUGUGGCCAUCAAGAUCCCCAUUGUUUGCGUGGUGUUGGAGGGCGGCCCUGGCACUCUGCACACCAUCUACAAUGCCAUCACCAACGGCACACCCUGUGUGAUAGUGGAGGGCUCCGGCCGAGUGGCUGACGUCAUCGCCCAGGUGGCCACUCUGCCUGUCUCUGAGAUCACCAUCUCCCUGAUACAGCAGAAGCUCAGUAUCUUCUUCCAGGAGAUGUUUGAGACUUUCACCGAAAACAGGAUCGUGGAAUGGACCAAAAAGAUCCAAGACAUCGUCCGGAGGCGGCAGCUGCUGACGAUCUUCCGGGAAGGGAAGGAUGGGCAGCAGGAUGUGGAUGUGGCCAUUCUGCAGGCUUUACUGAAAGCCUCUCGAAGCCAAGACCACUUUGGUCAUGAGAACUGGGACCAUCAGCUGAAGCUGGCCGUAGCAUGGAACCGUGUGGACAUUGCUCGAAGUGAGAUCUUCACUGAUGAAUGGCAGUGGAAGCCUUCAGAUCUGCACCCCAUGAUGACAGCUGCCCUCAUCUCCAACAAACCUGAGUUUGUGAGGCUCUUUCUGGAGAAUGGGGUGCGGCUGAAGGAGUUUGUCACUUGGGACACUCUACUCUGCCUGUACGAGAACCUGGAGCCAUCCUGCCUCUUCCACAGCAAGCUGCAGAAGGUGCUGGCCGAAGAGCAUGAGCGCCUGGCCUGUGCGUCUGCUGCACCCCGGCUGCACAUGCACCAUGUGGCCCAGGUGCUGCGUGAGCUCCUGGGGGACUCCACACAGCUGCUGUACCCCCGGCCCCGGUAUAGUGACCGGCCACGGCUCUCACUGCCCAUGCCGCACAUCAAGCUCAAUGUACAGGGAGUGAGCCUCCGGUCCCUCUAUAAGCGAUCAACAGACCAUGUUACCUUCACCAUUGACCCAGUCCGCGACCUUCUCAUUUGGGCCAUCAUCCAGAACCGCCAGGAGCUGGCAGGCAUCAUCUGGGCUCAGAGUCAGGACUGUAUUGCUGCAGCACUGGCCUGCAGCAAGAUCCUGAAGGAGCUGUCCAAGGAGGAGGAGGACACAGACAGCUCGGAGGAGAUGCUGGCGCUGGCGGAUGAGUUUGAGCACAGAGCUAUAGGUGUCUUCACCGAGUGCUACCGGAAGGAUGAGGAGAGAGCCCAGAAGCUUCUUGUCCGUGUGUCAGAGGCCUGGGGGAAGGCCACCUGCCUGCAGCUGGCCCUAGAGGCCAAGGACAUGAAAUUCGUGUCUCAUGGAGGCAUCCAGGCCUUCCUGACCAAGGUGUGGUGGGGCCAGCUCUGUGUGGACAACAGCCUGUGGCAGGUCAUCCUGUGCAUGCUGGCCUUUCCACUGCUCUUCACCGGCCUCAUCUCCUUCAGGGAGAAGAGACUGCAGUCCCUGUGCCGCCCAGCCCGCGUCCGCGCCUUCUUCAACGCGCCCGUGGUCAUCUUCCAUCUGAAUAUCCUGUCCUACUUUGCCUUCCUCUGCUUGUUCGCCUACGUGCUCAUGGUGGACUUCCAGCCCUCACCAUCCUGGUGCGAGUACCUCAUCUACCUGUGGCUCUUCUCCCUGGUGUGCGAGGAGACACGACAGCUCUUCUACGAUCCCGAUGGGUGUGGCCUGAAGAAGAUGGCGUCCCUGUACUUCAGUGACUUCUGGAACAAGCUGGACGUUGGUGCCAUUCUGCUCUUCAUAGUAGGACUGACCUGCCGGCUCAUCCCAGGGACGCUGUAUCCCGGGCGCAUCAUCCUGUCUUUGGACUUCAUCAUGUUCUGCCUCCGCCUCAUGCACAUCUUCACUAUCAGCAAGACGCUGGGGCCCAAGAUAAUCAUCGUGAAGCGCAUGAUGAAGGACGUCUUCUUCUUCCUCUUUCUCCUGGCGGUGUGGGUGGUGUCCUUCGGAGUGGCCAAGCAGGCCAUCCUCAUCCACAACGAGAGCCGGGUGGACUGGAUCUUCCGUGGGGUCGUCUACCACUCCUACCUCACCAUCUUUGGGCAGAUCCCAACCUACAUCGAUGGUGUGAAUUUCAGCAUGGACCAGUGCAGCCCCAAUGGCACAGACCCCUACAAGCCCAAGUGUCCCGAGAGCGACUGGACAGGGCAGACGCCCGCCUUCCCUCAGUGGCUGACGGUCACCCUGCUCUGCCUCUAUCUGCUCUUUGCCAACAUCCUGUUGCUCAACCUGCUCAUCGCCAUGUUCAACUACACAUUCCAGGAAGUGCAGGAACACACAGACCAGAUCUGGAAGUUCCAGCGCCAUGACCUGAUUGAGGAGUACCAUGGCCGGCCGCCGGCACCUCCCCCCUUCAUCCUCCUCAGCCACCUGCAGCUCUUGAUCAAGAGGAUUGUCCUGAAGAUCCCUGCCAAGCGACACAAGCAGCUCAAGAACAAACUGGAGAAGAAUGAGGAGGCAGCCCUCCUGUCCUGGGAGCUCUACCUGAAGGAGAACUACCUGCAGAACCAGCAGUACCAGCUCAAACAGCGGCCAGAACAGAGGAUCCAGGACAUCAGUGAGAAAGUGGACACCAUGGUGGAUCUGCUGGACAUGGACCGUGUGAAGAGGUCCGGCUCCAUGGAGCAGAGGCUGGUCUCCCUGGAGGAACAGGUAGCUCAGACGGCCAGAGCUUUGCACUGGAUCGUGACAACCCUGAAGGACAGUGGCUUUGGCUCGGAGGCAGGUGUGCUGACCCUGGCAUCCCAAAGGACCUUCGAUGAGCCAGAUGCUGAACUGAACAUCAGGAGGAAAGCAGAGGAACCUGGAGAUGGUUACCAUGUGAACGCCCGGCACCUCCUCUACCCCAAUGCCCGCAUCAUGCGCUUCCCCGUGCCCAAUGAGAAGGUGCCGUGGGAGGCGGAGUUUCUGAUCUACGAACCCCCAUUUUACACAGCUGAGAAGAAAGACAUGGCCCUCACAGAUCCUGUGGGAGACAUGGCAGAACCUCUGUCGAAGAUCAGUUACAAUGUUGUGGAUGGACCAACGGACCGUCGUAGCUUCCAUGGAGCCUAUGUGGUCCAGGAUGGGCUCCCUUUGAACCCCAUGGGCCGUACGGGGUUGCGUGGACGUGGAAGCCUCAGCUGGUUUGGACCCAACCACACACUGCAGCCGGUGGUUACUCGGUGGAAGAGGAACCAGGGCGGAGCCAUCUGCCGGAAGAGCGUCAGAAAGAUGCUGGAGGUGCUGGUGAUGAAGCUGCCCCACUCCGAGCACUGGGCCUUGCCGGGGGGGUCUCGGGAACCAGGGGAGAUGUUGCCACGGAAGCUGAAGCGGGUCCUCCGGCAAGAGUUCUGGGUGCCCUUUGAGACCUUGCUGGUGCAAGGUACAGAGGUGUACAAAGGGUAUGUGGAUGACCCGAGGAACACAGACAAUGCCUGGAUUGAGACAGUGGCUAUCAGCAUCCAUUUCCAGGGCCAGAAUGAUGUGGAGCUGAAGAGUCUGGAAGAGAACCUGCGCACCCAUGAUCCAAAGGAGUCGACCUACGGCCUGCAGAUGUCUACUGAAUGGCAGGUGGUGGAUCGGCGCAUCCCCCUGUAUGCAAACCACAAGACCAUCCUCCAAAAGGUGGCCUCGCUGUUUGGAGCUCACUUCUGACUGUGGCUUCUGGUGGAACUAGCUCCAGGGGCAGGCAUGGCUAGCCACCAAUGUUCCCCAACACCACUUGGGCUGCUUUAUCUUGGUCUGGGUGGCAGACUAGGGUACUGGGUUGGGGUGGUAGGUUGUGGUGCUGGGUUGGGGUGACCAUAGGAUCUUAACAAGUCCCCAGAGGUGCUGUCCUGAAAGUCACCUCUGCUACAACGGGAUUACGGAUGAGGACAGAGUGUAUUCAGUGGCUCCUGGUGCCUGUGUCCUCAGGUACCAUGCCUUGACCUUGGCUUUAUGGGGCCCUGUCCAGCCAGAUGCUGCCACUACCCAUAAUCCUGACUGGAAGUGCUCCCUCUGGGGCAGGUGCUAUCUCCUGGAGGGACUUCUGUCCUCAUUGUGGGAGCCUUCUAUCCUAGGCAGAAGGCAGAUAGAGGCUGGAUCUCCUUCAGGAAGAGACACUGUCCUCAUGAUUCCUGGCCGGUGCUGGGUCACAGGCACUGGGGAGGCAGUGAGGGCUUUGAGAUGAAUGAUCGUCAUCCCUAGACUUUAGAAGUGCUCUUCGGAAAGCACUCAAGCAGGGCAUCCCCCAGCUCCAGCUGACCUGCUGGAUACAGAAAGUAUCAGAAGAAGACAGUGCAUCCUGUCACGGCCUCUAGAGGAAUGUACCAUUCUCUGACAGGGUGACCUAUGACUCAGGGAUUGGUACUGGCUACAAGACCAACUCUGAAGCUGGGGUAGGGGUGGGCAAUGCUGAGGUUUAAUGGGAUGGGACAAUAAAGGACUGGUAUGAUCAGUCUAUCUAAAAAUUAAUCUUGCCGGGCAGUGGUGGUGCAUGCCUUUAAUCCCUUGGGAUUAAAGAGUUUGGGAGGCAGAGGCAGGUGGAUCUCUGUGAGUUCGAGGCCAGCCUGGGCUACAGAGCAAGUUUCAGGACAGGCUCCAAAGCCACACAGAGAAACCCUGCUCGAAAACAAACAAACAAACAAACAAAAAAAGAUAAAUAAAAUAAAAAAAUAAAAAUUAAUCUCGAAAAAGUCCAGGACUCAACUUGGACCACCGGAACAAAGGAAAGCAUGUGAACUCUGGGGUGGGGGGCAGGGCCUCUCCCAGUAGAUUGGGGGACAUAUUCUGAGCUGGCAUGAACCAGUGGAGGCAGCCUGGUUCCCAGGAAAGAAGCCUAGAUGCCCAGAAGGAAGUGGUCUGAUUGACAUUUCCUGCCAAGCAACACAAGUCUUGGGUCUCUGGGAAGCAACAGGUAGCCCAGUGAGGGCUGCCGCGUGGCUCCAUGGAACCUGAGAGGACACAGUCCUGGGGGCAGCGGUGUCCUUUUUCCAGUUCAGGCUUCAAAACAAUGCAGAAAGUCAGGAAGUCUGGAGGAUCCAGGAAGCCCUGGAGAUCCAGGAAUCCUGGGAGAUCUAGGAAUUCUGGGAGAAACAAGGAUUCCAGCGGUACAAAGGAGGAGGCUCUGUCUGGCCCAUGCUGUUGAGAAAACGUAUCUUAAAAAUGACUGGCUCUGCUCUGGCUGUG
This is a messenger RNA of Peromyscus californicus insignis, 6263 nucleotides long. RefSeq names its product transient receptor potential cation channel subfamily M member 2 (gene Trpm2). The record is from RefSeq and is a predicted model, not a curated record. Gene Ontology annotation, cellular component: membrane. The transcript is spliced from 33 exons. Gene Ontology annotation, molecular function: ligand-gated calcium channel activity. Bases 225 to 4748 code for a protein of 1507 amino acids. Gene Ontology annotation, biological process: calcium ion transmembrane transport. Lineage: Eukaryota; Metazoa; Chordata; Mammalia; Rodentia; Cricetidae.